UCCCGCCAAAACAGCGUGUUUUUUUCCUCGCGGAGAGCGUUGGACCAAUCGCAGUCGCAAUCGCCAUUUCGCCAUGAGCGGAGAGAUGAUGAAGAACGGGAAGAUUCAACAGAGAUUUACGGGUUUUAGCGGUUUCUCUAAAAUAUUGUCUCUCUAUUUCCCUAACAUCGAUUUCUCUCUCGAUGACUCCAAGUUCAAAGUCCGCCUCUCCUCUCAGCUUGCUCGCUUCUUCUCUUCUCCUUCCGGCGAACACUUCGUUUCUCAGGUGAAGGAGGUUGAUGGCACGUUCUCAUUGCCACUGGACUUUCUCCAGUUCCGUAAACUUUCUGAACUACAGGAAUUUUGUGCAAUUUUAGAGAGUAAACCUAAAGAUGCUCUGUUGUGUAUGAGUGCUUCAUUACACAAGCAGGUUUUCUUUGAGAAAUUGGGAGAUGAAAAUUUUGAUGAUUUUGUGAAGAUAAAUAUCCGUCUCCACAACUACCCUGAAUCAGUGAUUGCAUUGAAGAACCUAAAAGCUGCUUAUAUUGAUAGGCUUGUCUCUGUACGUGGUACAGUGGUAAAAGUCAGCACAGUCAAGCCUCUGGUGAUGCAAAUGGAUUUUGCCUGUACUAAAUGCGGAACCAGUAUUACUCGUGACUUUCCAGAUGGAAAAUUUUCACCUCCACCAACAUGUAAAUUGCAUGGUUGCAAAUGCAGGACUUUUAAUCCCAUAAGGUCUACAGCUCGAGUUAUAGACUUUCAGAAAAUAAGAAUUCAGGAGCUGCUGAAAUCUGAAAAUCAUGAAGAGGGGCGGGUACCUCGAACUGUUGAAUGUGAACUAACUGAAGAUCUUGUGGAUGCAUGCAUCCCUGGAGAUAUUGUGACUGUCACUGGCAUAAUUAGGGUUAUUAACAACUACAUGGAUAUUGGAGGAGGAAAGUCAAAAAGCAAGAAUCAAGGACUUCAUUAUUUGUAUCUAGAAGUAGUUUCUAUUACAAACUCGAAGUCUCAAUCAACACUCGAGGGUUCACAAGAUAAUUCUAAUGCUAGAUCUACAGAGCUUUUUGAUUUAUUCUCAUUCACUUCAAAGGAUUUGGAGUUUAUUGUUAAAUUUUCUGAAGAAUAUGGUUCUGAUGUCUUCCGACAAGUACUUCAAUCUAUUUGUCCCUCGAUCUAUGGUCACGAGCUCGUUAAAGCGGGAAUUACAUUAGCUUUAUUUGGGGGUGUGAGGAAGCAUUCAAUGGAUCAGAAUAAGGUUCCCGUGAGAGGAGAUAUCCACAUAAUAAUUGUCGGUGAUCCUGGAUUGGGUAAAAGUCAACUACUUCAAGCGGCAGCUUCCAUUUCUCCUCGUGGCCUAUACAUUUGUGGUAAUGCAACAACCAAUGCUGGCCUUACUGUUGCUGUUGUCAAGGAUCCUUUGACCGGUGACUAUGCGUUUGAAGCAGGUGCUAUGGUUCUUGCAGAUCGUGGAUUAUGUUGCAUUGACGAGUUUGACAAAAUGUCUGCAGAACAUCAGGCCCUAUUAGAGGCUAUGGAACAACAGUGCGUCUCUGUUGCAAAGGCGGGACUUGUUGCAAGUUUGCCAGCACGAACAUCUGUUUUAGCAGCAGCGAACCCUGUCGGUGGCCACUACAACCGUGCGAAAACUGUGAACGAGAACUUGAAGAUGAGUGGUGCUUUGCUUUCACGAUUUGAUUUGGUUUUCAUAUUACUUGAUAAACCUGAUGAAGUGCUGGACAAGCGACUCUCUGAGCACAUUAUGUCACUUCAUGCAAAAAGUGUAGAGCAGCCACCAAGCACGAAACGGUUAUGUACAGCGUUGCUGGAUGUUAGAGAAAUUGACAUGAAUGCAAAGCAGGGUUCUUUAGUUGCAAAACUGAAACUUGACCCUAAGAAAGACAGCGAUUUUGUUCCAUUGCCUGGCCCCCUUCUGCGUAAAUACAUUGCUUAUGCAAGAACUUAUAUAUUUCCUAGGAUGACAAAACCAGCAGCAGAAAUCUUGCAGAAGUUUUACUUGAAGUUGAGGGAUCAUAAUACGUCUGCUGAUGGUACACCAAUAACAGCAAGGCAAUUAGAAAGCUUAGUAAGGUUGGCACAAGCUCGAGCUAGAGUGGAUCUAAGAGAAGAGAUAACUGAGCAAGAUGCUCUGGAUGUUGUGGAAAUAAUGAAUGAAUCAUUGUAUGAUAAGUAUGUUGACGAGCAUGGUUUUGUGGAUUUUGGACGGAGUGGGGGAAUGAGUCAACAGAAAGAAGCAAAGCGGUUUUUGAGUGAAUUGCAUAAGCAGUCAGAAUCACAGCAAAAGGAUUGCUUUUCAAUUUCAGAAAUAUAUAGUCUGGCAGAUCGGAUUGCACUAAACGUUCCAGAUAUUGACACACUUGUGGAUAAUCUAAAUACUGUUGGUCAUUUACUAAAGAAGGGUAACAAGACAUAUCAGGUGGUAUCAUCAUCUUAUUCACAAACAUCAAGGUCAAGAAGAUAGUCGAAUAACACUAACACAAAGGGGACAACUGAAAUCAUGUCUUCUUGUUUCUUUUCCAGAAGUUGUACGUAAUUAUUUACACUAGUUUAUGGAAAAAGCGUCAUGCCUUUUUUGCUUCUUAAUGUGUUAAUUUGUUCUUUUCAUGUGAAUAGUUCUAGCUAUGCGACCUUCAGGUGAUUCUGAAGAAAUUAACACAUA
Molecule: messenger RNA, 2656 nt
Organism: Nicotiana attenuata
Lineage: Eukaryota; Viridiplantae; Streptophyta; Magnoliopsida; Solanales; Solanaceae
Product: probable DNA helicase MCM8
Exons: 17
Coding region: 74-2458 (794 amino acids)
Cellular component (GO): nucleus; MCM complex
Molecular function (GO): ATP hydrolysis activity; ATP binding; single-stranded DNA helicase activity
Source: RefSeq, a predicted model, not a curated record